CAUACCCCGGGAUAUUGUCGGUUUUCCCCACCAUCAGCUGCCAAUUUGAUCACAAGGCACAGCGGAAAUGGGGAACUUUGUAGUACCUUCAUAUAUUAGUAUUUGGCUUGCAUGCUAUCUCGUUCUGAGUUUCUUUGUAUCAGCAAAGUCUCACAGUGCUGAAGUUCAUCCAGAAGUGGUGUGUCCAGAUGGGUUCGAACUGUUUGAAUCGUCUUGCUACUACUUGCUCAGCGAAACGCUAACCGAUGGCAAUAAUUCCCGCAACGCUUGCGCAAUCAAUGUCCACCCCGGAAGCCACCUAGCGUUCAUUGAGAACCGGUCUGUCCAGACGUUUCUCAAGUCGCUUAUCAUGUCGGGGGAGAGCACAGUUGACUUUUGGUUCGGGUUAACGUACACGUCCGACGAGGAUCAUCCAGAGUGGCUGGACGGGAGACCACUUGGUAACUUUACGGCCUGGGAUCAUUUCGGAGUCUUUGACGAGAAGUCGCCGUGUGUCAGGCUCCGUAGACGCAGUGAUUACUCCUGGAAUGACAGGCCGUGUACGGGCCAUGAGUUCGGCAGCGUAUGUGAAAUCGAAAGAACCCAGGCCGUUACACCGACGCCAUCUGUGACAGCACCCCCAGCACCAUCACCACAGACAAAGGAAGCAGUGUUCAAAGCAAGCCCAUCCAACAUGGCAGCGCCCACGGGCAGUCACCAUUUACAGAGUAUGUCCGCCCUGUCAUUAUUCCGUUGCGCCACCUUCUGCCUUCGACACAAUAAUUGUGCCAGCUUCAACUACAAGUCUGCGGAAGGAAGAGACAAGCUGAGCAGUUUUUGUGAGCUUUAUUCUAUGCAUUUUCCCGAUGAAGAGCUAACUGUGAAGCCAGGUUACAGAUAUUAUAGAGUUUAGAAAAGUGAACAAUAUUAAUACAGCGGGAACAAUGAACAAUCUGUAGUCAAACAAGAGAGACAAAAGACCAGUGUCCUAUAGGGAAAUCUAUCCACGGAGACUCUGUCCCCAAUAUCCGCUCGGCCCCAGCGGCCAGUCUAUCCAGGACCGCUGGGAUAGACGCUUAAGCAGAUUCUUGUUCA
Messenger RNA from Asterias rubens (European starfish), 1074 nucleotides. Its product is annotated as C-type lectin lectoxin-Phi1-like. The transcript is spliced from 5 exons. The coding region runs from base 68 to 892 and encodes 274 amino acids. Gene Ontology annotation, molecular function: signaling receptor activity. The record is from RefSeq and is a predicted model, not a curated record. Lineage: Eukaryota; Metazoa; Echinodermata; Asteroidea; Forcipulatida; Asteriidae.